Paracoccidioides brasiliensis Pb18 is the source of this 1893-nucleotide messenger RNA. RefSeq lists its product as uncharacterized. Bases 1 to 1893 code for a protein of 630 amino acids. Gene Ontology annotation, molecular function: transmembrane transporter activity. Gene Ontology annotation, biological process: transmembrane transport. The transcript has 3 exons. The record is from RefSeq and is a predicted model, not a curated record.
AUGUCUGUGAUAGAUGCUGCGGUAACAGCUGUGGGGGACGGCUCCGGAAGUUACUCCAAUGAAACCAGCGAAGUCGGUUCAUUGUCCCAUUCAGAAGCGUCGAGCGGAACCAGACACGGCGCUCACGAGCAUUCUUUCGGACAGGAUAUCAAUGAUGGACGGAUAGUAGGGGAACGUGCGUCGAAUGAAUUGCACCCGCCAGCCCCUCCCCGUCGACGACUCUCAUUUGUUGAAGAUAGUGAGUCCAGCGCGGCGGGUGAUGCGGACUCAUAUAAGGAUACACCAGACAACCAAAAGCCAGUAUCAUGGUUAUCUCUACCGAAGAAAUCACAACUUGCUAUCCUGACCAUCGCUCGGUUGUCUGAGCCGUUAACCCAAACAUCCCUACAGGCGUAUAUAUUUUACCAACUUAAGUUUUUUGACCCAUCUUUGCCUGACUCUUCUAUAUCUUCCCGGGCGGGUCUUUUGCAGGGCUGCUUCACUACUGCAGAAUUUGCCACUGCGAUGAUAUGGGGCCGAAUUGCAGAUUCUCACUUCAUGGGCAGGAAACGAGUGCUCUUGAUAGGGCUUUUUGGAACAUCCCUGACUUGCGUGGGGUUUGGAUUUUCAAAGUCGUUCGUUGUGGCUGCUAUUUUUCGCACCAUGGGGGGCGCGUUGAAUAGCAAUGUAGGUGUUAUGCGAACUAUGAUUGCAGAACUUAUUGAGGAGAAAAAAUAUCAGUCUCAAGCCUUCUUGCUCCAGCCAAUGUGCUUCAAUAUUGGAGUUAUACUGGGACCUAUAUUGGGCGGUAUUCUAGCUGACCCCGUGCGAAACUAUCCUGGUGUAUUUGGCCCAGGUUCACUGUUGGGAGGCGAAGACGGUGUCUGGUGGAUGAAAGAAUGGCCGUACGCGUUGCCAAAUCUUGUAAGCGCAAUGAUUAUCCUCGCUUCUACCGUAGCAGUUUUCUUUGGGUUAGACGAGACCCAUGAAACAGCAAAGUAUCGCAGCAACUGGGGACGAGAAGCAGGUAAAGCAAUUUGGCGGUUCUUCAAAUGUGGCCGUUCCCAACACAGCUAUCAACCACUCAACGGAAUCUAUGAUGGCCAGACCGCAGCAGACUCCAUCGACAUGGAGUGUGGCGUUCGAAGAUCUAUCCCGACCACACCCAAUACAAUUCGAAUUCCACGGAGAAAACGCAUGCCCUUUCGCCAAAUAUGGACAAAAAAUGUCGUCUUAACCAUCUUAACUCAUUUUGCCCUGUCCCUGCACCUCAGCGUCUUUAACGCCCUGUUAUUUGUCUUUUUGCCUACCCCACGUGCACCUGAAGGAAGUCGUCGCGGAUUUUUCCAUUUUGGAGGGGGUCUCGGCAUGCCCAGCUCCAAAGUCGGCUUUGCGACAGCCACCAUAGGUAUCGUCGGUCUACCGCUACAAAUCUUCGUCUACCCGCGCGUCCACUUUCGUUUGGAGACUCUGAACUUGCUCCGCGCAUUCGUUCCGUUCUCCCCUCUGGCGUACGUCCUCGUUCCGUUCCUAACGCUCGUGCCGAAUCGUGCGUACCUCGUCUGGCCCGCGUUGGUCGCGGUAUUUUCUCUCCAGGUCAUUUCGAGGACUUUUUCUCUCCCUGCGGCUGUUAUUUUGGUUAAUAAUUCCAUUCCGGACCCAAGCGUGUUGGGCACCGUCCACGGCGUUGCGCAGAGCGCGGUUAGCGCCGCGAGGACGUUAGGCCCAGUCAUUGGUGGUUGGGGAUUGGGACUGGGUUUUAAGCACAAUAUUGUCGGAGCGGUAUGGUGGGCACUUGCAGGAGCUGCAUUGUUUGGCUGGGGCCUUACAUGGACCAUUUUCGAGGGGAAUGACUUUGUGAAAAGGGUCGAUCAAAGCCAUGAGAGAGCGUCUGAGGGUCAACCCAAUCGUUGA